This is a messenger RNA of Catharus ustulatus (Swainson's thrush), 5612 nucleotides long. RefSeq names its product frizzled class receptor 3 (gene FZD3). Gene Ontology annotation, cellular component: plasma membrane. The record is from RefSeq and is a predicted model, not a curated record. Gene Ontology annotation, molecular function: Wnt-protein binding; Wnt receptor activity. Bases 274 to 2319 code for a protein of 681 amino acids. Lineage: Eukaryota; Metazoa; Chordata; Aves; Passeriformes; Turdidae. The transcript is spliced from 7 exons. Gene Ontology annotation, biological process: non-canonical Wnt signaling pathway; canonical Wnt signaling pathway.
CGGGCGCUGCCGCCGCCGCCGCCACCCGAGGGGCGCGCGCGGGACCGUGAGGGCGGCGGGAGCCGUGCAGGUUCUCCAGGAGAAAAGCAGCAAUCCCCUGGAGCUCUGCCCUGCCACCAUGGGCUCAGUGGUGUGGGAAUGUGGCUGAAAUCUCAAGAUUUCAUUGAGAAAGGAAGGAAAAAAAAGAAGAUUUCUUGAGCUGAGGAUGUUGAACACAAAACCUCUUGCAGCUGGGAGGAACCUCAAGGCAAAGCUGGGAUUAUUUUGGUGAAAAUGAGGAGCUGGAACAUCUCCUGGCCCCGUUGCUGGGGGGGAAGGAUGCCUUGGGGCUGGCUGCUCUGCUCCCUGGGGAUCUGGGGGCUCUGGGUGGCCCCCACAGGAGCUCACAGCCUCUUCUCCUGUGAGCCCAUCAUCCUCAGGAUGUGCCAGGACCUGCCCUACAACUCCACCUUCAUGCCCAACCUCCUCAACCACUACGACCAGCAAACCGCAGCUCUGGCUAUGGAGCCCUUCCACCCCAUGGUGAACCUGGAAUGCUCGCGGGAUUUCCGUCCCUUCCUGUGCGCCCUGUACGCCCCGGUGUGCAUGGAGUACGGGCGGGUGACGCUGCCCUGCCGCCGCCUCUGCCAGCGCGCCCACAGCGAGUGCUCCAAGCUCAUGGAGAUGUUCGGUGUCUCCUGGCCCGAGGACAUGGAGUGCACCAGGUUCCCAGACUGUGACGAGCCCUAUCCUCGCCUGGUCGACCUCAACUUGGCCGGCGAGCCCACGGAGGAGGCCCCGAUGGCCGUGCAGAGGGAUUACGGCUUCUGGUGCCCUCGGGAGCUGAAGAUCGACCCGGAGCUGGGUUACUCCUUCCUCAGGGUGCGGGACUGCUCCCCUCCCUGCCCCAACAUGUACUUCCGCCGCGAGGAGCUCUCCUUCGCCCGCUACUUCAUCGGCGUCAUCUCCAUCGUCUGCCUCUCGGCCACCCUGUUCACCUUCCUCACCUUCCUCAUCGACGUCACGCGCUUCCGCUACCCGGAGAGGCCCAUCAUCUUCUACGCCGUCUGCUACAUGAUGGUGUCCCUCAUCUUCUUCAUCGGCUUCCUGCUGGAGGACAGGGUGGCCUGCAACGCCUCCAGCCCUUCCCAGUACAAAGCCUCCACGGUGACCCAGGGAUCCCACAACAAAGCCUGCACCAUGCUCUUCAUGGUGCUCUACUUCUUCACCAUGGCCGGCAGCGUCUGGUGGGUGAUCCUCACCAUCACCUGGUUCCUGGCCGCCGUGCCCAAGUGGGGCAGCGAGGCCAUCGAGAAGAAGGCGCUGCUGUUCCACGCCAGCGCCUGGGGCAUCCCGGGCACGCUCACCAUCAUCCUGCUGGCCAUGAACAAAAUCGAGGGUGACAACAUUAGCGGCGUGUGCUUCGUCGGCCUCUACGACGUGGACGCGCUCAGGUACUUCGUGCUGGCCCCUCUCUGCCUCUAUGUAGUGGUGGGAGUCUCCCUGCUGCUGGCCGGGAUCAUCUCCCUGAACCGCGUCCGCAUCGAGAUCCCGCUGGAGAAGGAGAACCAGGACAAGCUGGUGAAGUUCAUGAUCCGCAUCGGCGUGUUCAGCGUGCUCUACCUCGUGCCCCUGCUGGUGGUCAUCGGCUGCUACUUCUACGAGCAGGCCUACCGCGGCGUGUGGGAGACCACGUGGAUCCAGGAGCGCUGCCGCGAGUACCACAUCCCCUGUCCCUACCAGGUCACUCAGAUGAGCCGUCCAGAUCUGAUUUUGUUCCUCAUGAAGUACCUGAUGGCUUUGGUGGUUGGGAUCCCCUCGGUGUUCUGGGUGGGAAGCAAGAAGACCUGCUUUGAGUGGGCCAGCUUCUUCCAUGGGCGCAGGAAAAAAGAAGUCGUCAACGAGAGCCGCCAAGUGCUGCAAGAGCCGGACUUCGCCCAGUCCCUCCUGAGAGACCCCAACACCCCCAUUAUCCGCAAAUCCAGGGGCACUUCCACGCAGGGCACCUCCACGCACGCCUCGUCCACGCAGCUGGCCAUGCUGGACGAGCAGAGGAGCAAAGCCGGCAGCGUGCACAGCAAAGUCAGCAGCUACCACGGCAGCCUGCACCGCUCGCGGGACGGACGGUACACUCCCUGCAGCUACAGGGGCGUGGAGGAACGACUACCUCACGGCAGCAUGUCCCGGCUGACCGACCACUCCCGGCACAGCAGCUCGCACCGCCUGAACGAGCAGUCCCGGCACAGCAGCGUCAGGGACCUCAGCAGCAACCCGGUGCCACACAUCACCCACGGCACCAGCAUGAACCGAGUCAUCGAGGAGGAUGGCACCAGUGCCUGAGGGCAGGCAGAGCUGCACGUGCUGCCCGGUGCCUUCCUCAGCGCAGAGGUGACAGCUCAGAGUUGUCCUCAGCCUCUCAGGUGCUCACUUUGGGCUGAAUGGGGAAGCCGGGAUUGGCUUCUCUGCCUGGAGCUGGCUCGGAUCACUCAGUAAAAAAGCUGGUUGUGUCCUCUGAAACCUCUCUGUAGGUAAUUAUUUAUUUGAUAACUGUUCCUCAUCACACACAACUGCUGGAUUGCUGAUUCUCUGUGGAAAACAAUCUCCCCCUUCCUUCUCUCUCCCUCCCUCUGUCCCUCCUUCCGUGGGCUCCGCGCGUCGGGAGGCGCCGGCCCCGAAAUCUCGGUGUUGGGGUCGUGCUGAGGCUUGGAGGGGGCUCCUGGUGGCUGAAGGAAUCUGGCAGCGUUUGGUCACACUGGAAACACCACAGGAAUGAGCAUUUUGGAGAAGGAAACUCCUCUGAGCAUCACCAGCUCUUCCUCAGCUGUGCACAGAGAGAGGCAGGCAAGAGCGAUUUUUUUAUAACUUGGAUUGUCCUUGCUUUUUUACAAAAGACUAUUUAAAUUUUCUACUCGUUUACAAUUUCUGUAGGAAGAGAUGGGUUUUAAAAGCAGUUAUCUAGAUAAUAUUCAGCCAUUUAUUUUUUAGAGUCAUGUACAAAAGCUGAGAUUGCCUGUUCCUGAUCUAUUUAAAAAAAAAAUUAUGAUAGAAAAGCUGAAUUUGUCACCCAAGCAGGAAUGUACAGCCCGUUCUUACAGCCAGAGCUGAGCCUGUUUACAAACCCUGAGGCCAGAAGGACCAGAGGAGGUGAUCCAAGGAUGCCCCACCUUCCUUGUGAUCUCCUGGCUGCUUUGGGGAGGAUUCCAUGUGCUGAGCAAGAAUUCAGAGAUGGGUGGGGGAAACUGAGGCAGGAGCUGUCCCAAUAUGAGGAAAAAGGAGGAAGUGGCAGCUGGAGGCUGAGGAGGAGACAGGAUCAGGGAUCUUUUCACUCCCUACUGCAGAUUCAUGGUAGAGAAUUCUCAGUUUGGGCUUUUUUUGUGUGUGGAAAGGAUCUGUUGGGAUACACUGGAGGCAGAAGUGGAAGAUUGUGCUGGAGAUCUUGUGGAACAUCUGCAGAGACUCAUCCUGAACGAGGCAGACCUACCUCAGUAAUUGCUGCAGAUCCCUGCUGGGAAAUGAAUCCUUAUUUUUGUCCUUCCAUAAUUCCCUCCCUGACCUGCUGGAGGCACUUUGAGAAACCUUUGUGCACCACCCUGGAGGGCAGGAGCUGCCCCACAAUUAACUCCUUUUAAUUGCAGCUGAUGGCACAACAGAACCUGUGUGCUGUGGAAUCAGAGGCUCCCAGACAGAUUUAUCCCAGAUUGUCCUUCUGGAGGAGACAAGAGGAGCCCAGCUGGAGUAACAAAGCUCUUUGUUGUCAGCCCAGGAAUUGCCCUGUCCCAGGGAGACCUGGAAUCUGGAUCUGUGGAAGCUGAGUUUUCCUAAACACUGGAACUGAACUAAAUAUCUCAAGGGUUUACGUUGAUCCUCUUGGCUCAAUUUCCAGUACUUUUAUGUUUUUUGUUUUUUUUUUUUCUUUUAAUAAAUUGCAGCAAUGCUUUGACUUGUUUAGAGACAAGGAGAGGAAUGCUGAUGGAGCUUGGAGAAGGAUCCUGCUGAGAAUGUUUUAAUUGGUGAGGCUCAGUCCCCAUGCUGCUUCCAGAUGGGAAUAUCUCAGUCAUUCCUUGCUGAUGGAUCCUGAAGGGACUGGCUCCUGUCACCUCAGAGAGGUGGUUAAACCUCAAACUGGAGUUCUGGCUGGGAUUUUUGUCUCUCUGCCCCCUCUCUUCUACCUUCAACCCCUGAGCAGCACACUCUGCUCUCCUGGCAGAGGAUUCCUCACCCAUGGUUCUUCCCCAGCUGGCUCACAGGGCUUCAGCUCCCAAAUCAUCAUGUCCAGUGCAUCCCAGUCUGAAUGUGGCCCCACCACCAUCUCAGGCAGGGGAACCAGGAGUGGUUUUGGGGUGCUUUCCUGCCUGGUGAGAGCUCCAGCCCAGGUCAUGGUUUGUGGGAUUGGUGCCAAGCUUUAAAUUCCCCCCAGCCGAACCCCCCGGCCAGGAGGGUGUUUCUGCAGCCACUCAGGUGCUCUGGGCCCCCCUGGAUGUCCCUGCAGCUCGGAUGCUGUCCCCAGGAAGCAGGCAGGGAAGCUGGACCGUGCCUGGAUUUCCAGCUCACCCCAAACUCCAUCCCUGUCCCUCCCAGGCACACUGCAGCCCCAAACCCUGCGCUGUGAAACUGCUCCGUCAAAGCUGCAAAUGCACAGCUCCGUAUUCCCAGUAUUCCCAGGGAUCUCCAGCUCCUGUUUUACCAACCUGACUGUGCUGACAGCAGAUCCCCCCUGUGCUUGUGGUGUUCCCUCUUUUUUAAUCCCUGUGAAAUAUCCCGGCUCGGAACUGUGCUUGCCUCGCAUGGAAGAGGCCGCUCGUCGUUUUUACAGCAUGAACAACCCAACAGCAGCCAACAGCCACGUUUGGGUGUCAGUGUUUUUGUGCUCUCCUUUUUCUUCCAGCUCACAAGCAGAUUUUGUGCUGGAAGCUUGAAGCCACCAGCUCUAGGGGAGAGGUCAGUGCUGAGCUGUGGUUGGAAUCCAGCACUGCUCCCGAGUUGUUCCAGCAAGGACGGAAGGGAAAAAAUCCCUCAGGAAAGGCACAAGGAGAAGAGCCAGGCCAGCCUUAGAGCAGUGCCCACCCUUCCAGGGUAUUGCCCAGCAGGGAGCUCUGUGGGCACAGAGCAGAGCCAUCCCCAGCUCCACCCCGAGCAGCAGAAUGUGAAGCUUUACCCCAACCCCUCGCGCUUCUUUCCGAACAGGAUCAGGAUUUAUUUUCCCCAGGUUUUGCCUGUGCAUGGGGAACUCGGUGCAUGCAAAGCUCUGGCAGCCCUUCCUCCCCUCGGCACGGCGGUGUCCGUGCUGUGACAACGCCCAGCUCCUCAGGAGAGGGGAAGGAGCUCCCAUCCAUCCUCCUCAAGUCGUGGAAUGUGUGGGGCUGACCCCACUUGCACUCGGCUCUCGGUAGACUUGUUUACAGUAGUCCAGUGUCGGUUUUGUAACGUUUUAAUUUUUAGCACUUUAACUGUGAGUGUACAAAUUGGUUCCCUUGUAGUUGGUGUACAUUUUCAUUUUAGACCUUUGGAAGUUUUUAAUAAAACGAUGGAAAAAAACUCUGGUAACAGGUUUUCAAUUCGGUGUAAUCCUACCCCCCUUAAAAAACCCAGUCGAGAUAUAAAGGUGAAAUAAUUAAAGAUCCGAUUUUACUCUG